This is a messenger RNA of Aegilops tauschii subsp. strangulata, 709 nucleotides long. RefSeq names its product putative F-box/LRR-repeat protein 23. The record is from RefSeq and is a predicted model, not a curated record. Gene Ontology annotation, molecular function: protein binding. NCBI's taxonomy places the organism in Eukaryota, Viridiplantae, Streptophyta, Magnoliopsida, Poales, Poaceae.
AUGCCACUGCUACCGCCGCCGCCGCCGCCGACGGCGCCUCCCGGGCGCGGGAGGCGGAGACUGGGCAGCCGACGGAGGCGACGAUCAAAGAGGAGGAACUGGGCAGAGCUGCCCCUGGACGUGAUGCUCUACGUCCUCCACAAGCUGGACGACGUCGAGCUCAUGUUCGGCGGCGCGGCCAGGGUGUGCCGCUCCUGGCACGACGCCGUGUGCGAGCCCGAGCUGUGGCGCCGCGUCGACAUGCGCGGCCGCUCCCGGCGCUUCCGGGAGACGGUCAGCCUCAACAAGGUGACGCAGCUCUCCAUUCGGUUCAGCGCCGGGCAGUGCCGAGAAUUCUUCGGCCAGCAGGACCUCGACAACGACCUCCUCCUCUUCCUGGCCGACCGGUAAGAUUCCUUCCCGUUCGUGAUCCCCAAACUCGCACCUGUACUUCUUGGGAAUCUGGUUAUUUCGUUGUCCGUCCUUCCUUGAUUUUGUACAAAACGUAUUCUGAAAUUACUGCUAUGCAUUGCUUGGUGUUCAUGCAGUAAGUUUUUUCUCACCGCCAAAUAGGAGAAGAAACAAAAAAGAGAAAGGACGUGGCUAGAUCUCAGCCGACUAGAUUUAAUCAAGUGACAUAACAUAUUUUUUCGCAUAGAUCUCCACGUAAAAUCUCACGAAUAUAGCAUCGACUAAGACUUGGUUAAGUCUCGACUGAGAUUUAGCAAUC